This is a messenger RNA of Sphaeroforma arctica JP610, 2192 nucleotides long. RefSeq lists its product as hypothetical. Gene Ontology annotation, cellular component: membrane. NCBI's taxonomy places the organism in Eukaryota, Ichthyosporea, Ichthyophonida. The transcript is spliced from 6 exons. Gene Ontology annotation, biological process: protein localization to membrane. The record is from RefSeq and is a predicted model, not a curated record. Bases 129 to 2006 code for a protein of 625 amino acids.
AGCGAAGAAAAACAAGCAUUUCAAAUAGACAAAUACAUCUGUAUGUAUUUUCGACUUACGUCUACCAUAUAUACAUAAUGUUAGCGUUGCCAGAACGCUCAGAAUUCCGUUGUAGAAUUUUUUAAGUCAUGAUGAAAAUCUACAGUAGCCUUCUGCUGCUUGGCGCAGUAGCGCAGGCCGACGCUAUUAUAAACUCUGGGUUUUCGAAGGGAGAUACAGUUACAGUAUGGUCAAGUAAAAUGGCCUCGCCGAAGACAGCAGUGCCCUACCCUUACUACCACUACGACUUCUGUGGCAAGGAUGAGGGAUUCCAAACACAGCCCGAAAACUUGGGUCAACGUCUCUUGGGUGACGACUACGAGUCCAUCGGAUACCCGAUCAAAUUUAUGGAGGAUACGGAGUGUGCCGCCGUGUGUACCAAGAAAUAUGAUUUCUCUAACAAGAAGGAUCACGGUAAAAUCAAGGAAUUAACGAAGGCAAUCAAGAAGAGCUAUAUGCACCACUGGCUCGUUGACAAUCUGGAUGUCAUAUUGAGCACAAUCCAGGGAGAAACAUACGUCCCUCACUCUAUGGGGCACCCAGUGGGAGCCAGACAACAGAACGGCGACAAGCACGAAGACUUCAUCUACAAUCACAUCGACUUCACAUUCUACUAUAAUGAUAUAGAGAGCACGGUAGAUCAGUAUCUGUCGCAAAACACGGGGAAGAAAUUCGGAAUCGUCGGUGUUAAUGUUGGCGUGAAGAGUCAGCACUCGUGCGCUCAGCCCGACUACUCAAAGUCCAUUGAACUGAACGAGAAGGUCAGGCAACUAGAAAUCCCAUACACGUACAGCGUCAAGUUCGUGCCCACGUCCACCAAGUGGGCGUCUCGAUGGGACGCCUAUCUUCAGGUAGAGGAUGCAUCUAUUCGCUGGUUGAGUAUUGCCAUCUCCAUGGCCAUUGUGGUCCUGCUAAGUGGGUUGGUCGCCAUGAUACUCUUCCGUACCGUGUACCGAGACAUCACGCGCUACAACUUGGCCAGCGGUGAGAGCGAGGACGUGAUUGAAGAGUACGGUUGGAAGCUGCUGCACGGCGAUGUGUUCCGUCGCCCAGCCCAUGGUAUGUGGCUGUCGGUUCUGGUCGGCUCAGGCGUGCAGAUGGUAACUGCAGUAGGUAUCGCCCUGUGCUUUGCGUUCCUGCACAUCUACUCGCCCACGCGCCGUGGCUCCGCACUAACCGGCGCAGUGACAUCGUUUGUGCUGCUCGGGUUCCCAGCCGGCUACACAUCCGCGAGAUUGUACGUGUCCUUCGGUGGUGAACGCUGGAAGACCAACUGUCUCCUAACCGCAUUCUUUUGCCCUGGAGUGGCGUUUGUUGUGUUCGCCGCACUCAACAUUGUUGCUGCGGUGUAUGGGUCAUCCAACGCCGUGCCAUUCACCAGCAUUCUAUGCCUGCUGGCUAUGUGGUUCCUAAUCUCAGUACCACUCUGCUUCCUGGGCGCUUAUCUGGGGUUUAAGAAGAGCGCUAUUGAGUUCCCUAUGAAAGCCAACCCAAUUCCCCGUCAGAUUCCUUUCCAGAGCUCAUGCGGAGGCCAUAUCAGUCCCAUGCUGCUGGGUGGUCUGGUCCCUUUUGCUGCCAUCUUUGUUGAGCUAUUCUUCUUCCUCAACUCGUUCUGGAACCACCGCCUGUACUUCCUGCCCGCGUUCCUAUUCAUCGUCUAUGCCAUCCUCCUGGUCAUCUCAGCCCAAGUAUCGAUUCUCACGGUUUACACACAACUGUGCGUCGAGGACUACCGCUGGUGGUGGCGAUCAUUCAUCGCGGCUGGCUCCACCGCUAUUUACUUUGCAAUAUACUCGUACUUCUACUUCUUCACCACACUGAAGUUCGUAGACCCCGUGAGUAUCCUGAUGUUUACAGGCUUCACAGUGUUAUGCUCUCUAGCAAUCAUGAUCAUGUGUGGCUCCAUCGGGUUCCUUGCCGGUCUGUGGUUCGUGCGAACCAUCUACUCCAGUGUUAAGCUCGAAUGAGAUGGAAAAGUACACCUGCGGUACCAACAUAGCACAAAUAUACAUAUAAUCUGCGAAAUAAUACCAAGCUAUACGCCGGCUGACACAAGUAUUGAAAGAAUCGAGAGCCGCAACUAACAAAUUACCAAAAUUCUCACGCGACCAGCCUUGAGUCACGUGAAGAUAAUAGAAACAUCGUAAGCACCA